CCGUUGCCCUCUCCAAAUUACAGAAAUACAAAAUCGAAAGAUUUAUGCUUUCCAUUUGCCGCAUUAUCCCUUUUAUUUUUGAAUUUUAAUUUAAUUUUGGGGGGUUUUUUGGCGGGUUUGGGAGUCAAUACCUUCUUCCUUGUUUGUCUUUCUCCGCCUUGUUUGACCGAGUCGCCAACCCAUCGACGAUCCUUGAAGAAUCGUCCCCUUCCUCCUUCGUCUUCUUCCUCCAUCUCUUUCCCUUUCUGCUUUUCCGAAAAGCAGAAGCAGAAUCGCGAAAGCAAUCGAGAAUCGCAGAGAAGCCAAAAGCGUCGAGAUUUUUCCUCUAAAUUUAGUGGAUCUGUGCUAAAUUUAGAGCGAGAGAAAUAAUAGGUGAAAUUAGGUUUAGGGUUUUGGGGAGGGAGGAGAGAGGGUAGGAGGAGCGAGGGAGCCGUAAUUUCGCCGGCUCCGCCAAGAUGAUGAUAAAUCGGGGACUGUUCGGGUGGUCCCCGCCGCACAUACAGCCCUUGACGCCGGUCUCAGAGGUGUCGGAGCCGCCAGAGUCGCCUUCGCCGUAUAUGGAGCAGAGUAACGACGCGUCGGCUCAGCCGAUGGAGCAGGAGGAGGAGAUGGAGGAGCAGGAGGAGAUGGAGCCGCCGCCAGCUGCCGUGCCCUUCUCGAAGCUGUUCACCUGCGCUGACCGGCUCGAUUGGGUUCUGAUGACUGUUGGGUCGCUUGCCGCGGCGGCUCACGGGACGGCUCUGGUGGUGUACUUGCACUACUUCGCUAAGAUUAUUCAUAUACUCUGGGUCGAGCGUGACCACAAGGGCGAGCCGCCGCCAAUGAACGACGAGCAGUUCCAGAAGUUUAUGGAUCUUUCUUUGUCCAUCGUUUAUAUUGCCGCUGGUGUUUUUGCUGCUGGUUGGAUUGAGGUCUCAUGCUGGAUUCUGACGGGAGAACGCCAGACUGCUGUCAUCAGGUCAAACUAUGUUCAAGUAUUACUUAACCAGGAUAUGAGUUUUUUUGAUACCUAUGGGAACAACGGGGACAUUGUGAGCCAAGUAUUGAGUGAUGUGUUGCUCAUUCAGUCUGCUCUUAGUGAAAAAGUUGGAAAUUAUAUUCAUAACAUGGCUACAUUUUUCAGUGGUCUCAUUAUUGGAUUCAUCAACUGUUGGCAGAUUGCGGCUAUAACAUUAGCCACCGGUCCUUUUAUUGUGGCUGCUGGAGGAAUAUCAAAUAUAUUUCUUCAUAGGCUUGCUGAGAAUAUUCAAGAUGCAUAUGCUGAAGCAGCUAGCAUUGCUGAACAGGCAGUCUCUUACAUUAGGACGUUAUAUGCAUUUACAAAUGAAACAUUGGCCAAGUAUUCGUAUGCUACAUCACUGCAAGCAACUCUAAGAUAUGGCAUAUUGAUAAGUCUUGUGCAAGGACUUGGACUUGGAUUCACUUAUGGCCUUGCCAUUUGUUCUUGUGCCCUGCAACUGUGGGUUGGAAGGUUCCUGGUUACUAGUCAUGAAGCUCAUGGUGGUGAAAUUAUAACAGCCCUUUUUGCUGUAAUAUUAAGUGGCCUUGGGCUGAAUCAAGCGGCAACAAACUUCUACUCAUUUGACCAAGGUCGAAUUGCUGCUUAUAGACUUUUUGAGAUGAUAAGUCGAUCAUCCUCUACUGUUAAUCACGAGGGAAGUGCCCUAGCGACUGUACAAGGAAAUAUUGAGUUUCGAAAUGUAUAUUUCAGUUAUCUAUCUCGUCCUGAGAUCCCCAUAUUGAGUGGUUUUUACCUCACUGUACCUGCUAAGAAAGCUGUAGCACUCGUUGGCAGAAAUGGUUCAGGAAAGAGCAGUAUUAUCCCCCUCAUGGAGCGGUUUUAUGAUCCAACUUUAGGAGAAGUUCUUUUGGAUGGAGAAAAUAUCAAAAACCUGAGACUGGAGUGGCUAAGAAGUCAGAUAGGGCUAGUCACACAGGAGCCUGCUUUGCUGAGUUUAAGUAUAAGAGACAAUAUUGCUUAUGGGCGGGAUGCUACAAUGGACCAAAUUGAAGAAGCUGCUAAAAUAGCGCAUGCGCAUACAUUUAUUACCUCACUUGAGGGAGGAUACGAUACACAGGUGGGAAGAGCAGGCUUAGCAUUGACGGAAGAGCAAAAAAUAAAACUUUCAAUUGCCAGAGCAGUACUUCUGAACCCCUCAAUUCUUUUGCUUGAUGAGGUCACUGGUGGACUUGAUUUUGAAGCUGAAAAAGCCGUUCAAGAAGCUCUAGAUGUCCUUAUGUUGGGGCGUUCAACUAUAAUUAUAGCUCGGCGGCUUAGUCUUAUAAGGAAUGCUGAUUACAUAGCUGUGAUGGAGGAAGGCCAACUAGUUGAAAUGGGUACCCAUGAUGAGUUAUUAAACCUGGAUGGCCUCUAUGCGGAGCUUCUCAAAAAUGAAGAAGCUGCAAAACUUCCUAGGAGGAUGCCAGUGAGCUACAAGGAAACUGCAACUUUCCAAAUUGAAAAGGAUUCUUUGGCAAGUAAUAGCUUCCAAGAACCAUCAUCUCCGAAAAUGAUGAAAUCACCCUCCCUUCAGAGAACUACUGGCAUGUUCCGGAUGGGUGAUAACACUUUUAACUCACAGGAGUCACCAAAAGCUAAGAGCCCACCAGCAGAGAAAGUGUUGGAAAAUGGUCAGGCCUUGGAUUCAGAAGAUAAGGAACCAUCAAUAAAAAGGCAGGAUAGUUUUGAAAUGAGACUACCAGAGUUACCCAAGAUUGAUGUCCAUUCUGCUAAUCACCAAACGUCAAAUGGUUCGGACCCUGAAUCCCCCGUUUCACCCCUUCUGACAUCUGAUCCGAAAAAUGAGCGGUCCCAUUCACAAACCUUUAGCCGCCCCCAUAGUCAUUCAGAUGACUUUCCCAUGAAAGUGAAUGAAGCAAAAUGUAGAAAUUAUAAGAAGGCACCAUCAUUUUGGAGGCUUGCACAACUUAGUUUUGCUGAAUGGCUGUAUGCUGUGUUAGGAAGCAUUGGUGCUGCUAUCUUUGGUUCUUUCAAUCCUCUUCUUGCUUAUGUAAUCGCACUGAUAGUAACAGCAUACUACAGAGUUGAUGAAGGUCGUCACUUGAAACCGGAAGUAGACAAAUGGUGCUUGCUCAUUGCUUGUAUGGGUAUAGUGACAGUCGUUGCCAAUUUCUUGCAGCAUUUCUACUUUGGUAUAAUGGGUGAGAAAAUGACUGAACGAGUUCGUAGAAUGAUGUUUUCAGCAAUGCUACGAAAUGAAGCAGGAUGGUUUGAUGAAGAGGAAAACAGUGCUGAUACCUUAUCCAUGCGCUUGGCCAAUGAUGCCACAUUUGUACGAGCUGCUUUCAGCAAUCGGCUGUCAAUAUUUAUACAGGAUAGUGCUGCUGUUGUUGUUGCUCUUCUUAUCGGGGUGCUGCUACAAUGGCGAUUAGCACUUGUGGCUUUGGCAACCCUACCCGUUCUCACUAUUUCUGCCAUUGCACAGAAAUUAUGGCUUGCUGGUUUUUCAAGGGGAAUUCAGGAGAUGCACAGGAAGGCAUCUUUGGUUCUUGAGGAUGCAGUUAGAAACAUUUACACUGUUGUAGCAUUCUGUGCUGGUAAUAAGGUAAUGGAGCUCUACAGGUUGCAGCUAAAGAAAAUAUUCAAGCAGAGUUUCUUUCAUGGAAUGGCCAUUGGCUUUGCAUUUGGCUUUUCGCAGUUCCUUCUUUUUGCCUGCAAUGCCCUUCUCCUCUGGCACACUGCACGCACUGUGAAAAAUAAGCAUAUGGAUCUACCUACUGCUCUCAAGGAGUAUAUGGUUUUCUCUUUUGCUACAUUUGCACUUGUAGAGCCUUUUGGGCUGGCUCCUUACAUCCUGAAGCGCCGAAAAUCUCUCAUUUCAGUUUUUGAAAUCAUAGAUCGAGUGCCGAAGAUUGAGCCAGAUGAAAACUCAGCGAUGAAACCACCUAAUGUUUAUGGAAGCAUUGAGUUGAAAAAUGUUGACUUCUGUUAUCCAACCCGCCCAGAACUGUUGGUACUGAGCAAUUUCAGUCUCAAAGUAAAUGGGGGGCAAACUGUAGCUGUGGUGGGAGUUUCAGGGUCAGGAAAGAGCACUAUAAUUUCUUUGAUUGAGAGAUUUUAUGAUCCAGUUGCUGGUCAAGUCUUACUGGAUGGUCGAGAUCUGAAAGUUUAUAAUUUGAGAUGGUUGAGGAACCACCUAGGUCUUGUUCAGCAGGAACCCAUUAUAUUCUCGACAACCAUUCGGGAAAAUAUUAUAUAUGCAAGGCACAAUGCUAGUGAGGCUGAGAUGAAAGAGGCAGCCAGAAUAGCAAAUGCUCACCAUUUCAUCAGCAGCUUGCCUCAUGGUUAUGAUACGCAUGUGGGGAUGAGAGGUGUUGACUUGACCCCGGGACAGAAACAGAGAAUUGCAAUAGCACGCGUCGUGCUAAAGAACGCCCCCAUCUUACUAUUGGAUGAAGCAAGCUCGUCCAUUGAAUCUGAAUCUAGUCGAGUGGUGCAGGAGGCUCUUGAUACAUUAAUCAUGGGGAACAAAACAACCAUUUUGAUAGCCCAUAGAGCUGCAAUGAUGAGGCAUGUCGAUAACAUUGUAGUUCUCAACGGAGGGAGAAUUGUGGAAGAAGGGUCCCAUGAUAAUUUAAUGUCAAAGAAUGGUCUCUAUGUCCGUUUGAUGCAACCACACUUUGGCAAGGGUUUGCGUCAGCGUCGCCUCGUUUAGGUUGAGGCCAUCGAUUGUUGAGAAUUCACGUUUGGUUCACCUGUACAGUUCUCAUUCUCUCGUUCUGGAUAGCUGGAGAUAUAUGCAACCAAUAAUGGCGUCAUCGUAGAAUAUUCCAAAGUGGACGGGGUCUGAGAAUGAGAAUCGGAGUGUUUAUAGCGGAAUGAGGCACGGAAUGCAGAGGCGGAUUCGUCGUCAUAUUGUUCAAAUCUAGGCUUCUAGGAAUAGGAUUUUUCGUUGGUGUUUGGUUGGUUAUUUGAGGAUUUGCUGUACAUCCUGGCCUAAGUCUCCAAUGGUAUAUUGAUUGGUAUCAAA
Molecule: messenger RNA, 4991 nt
Organism: Malus domestica (apple)
Lineage: Eukaryota; Viridiplantae; Streptophyta; Magnoliopsida; Rosales; Rosaceae
Product: ABC transporter B family member 20
Biological process (GO): transmembrane transport
Cellular component (GO): plasma membrane
Molecular function (GO): ATP hydrolysis activity; ATP binding; ABC-type transporter activity
Source: RefSeq, a predicted model, not a curated record